Striga hermonthica is the source of this 5175-nucleotide messenger RNA. The record is from the annotation of a GenBank genome assembly. NCBI's taxonomy places the organism in Eukaryota, Viridiplantae, Streptophyta, Magnoliopsida, Lamiales, Orobanchaceae.
AUGGAUGAGAAAGACAGGACAUUAUCUGAUCUGGUAGGCUUGUUCAAAUCUUGGAUCCCAUGGAGGUCAGAGCCUGCUCAUGUGUCAAGGGAUUUCUGGAUGCCCGACCAGAGCUGCCGGGUGUGUUACGAGUGUGAUACCCAGUUCACAUUGUUUAACCGUAGGCAUCACUGUAGGGUCUGCGGCCGUAUUUUCUGCGCCAAGUGUACUUCCAAUUGGGUCCCUACCGAAUCAGGUGAACAUAAGGCUUUAGUAGAGGAGUGGGAUAAGAUUAGGGCCUGUAACUACUGUUUCAAGCAAUGGGGAAAAGAUCUGACGGUGGCUGUUGAUAAUGGGAUACAGGUCACCAGCCCGGACAUCAGCUGUCUUUCGCCAUCAGAAACUAGUUACCUUAGCACUAAGUCCAGUGGAACGUGUAGCAGCAGUGUUACUUUUUUCUCCAUGCCACAGUCUGCUGGACUCAGCCCUCGUCGAUCGCCUAUUAUGGAAACAGCUGUAGAGAGAGAACGCGUUGGAGCAACCAACGAUCGUGUUGGGGAUGUAGGGGAACAGAACAUGUCUGUAGACAGAUUUGAAUUCAGCAGAAACAGAAGUGAUGACGAUGAUGAAGAUUUUUCUUUCUCUCACGUUGGUUCCCAAGCGAGUCAUUUUGCCCAGGUCAACGACUAUUAUGGGCAUGCUCAGUUUCAUGAUCUAAACAGUGAUUUUGACUCACGUAAAGUUCAUCCCGAUGGAGAUGCUAUCGAUUCAAAUAUUAUGAGUGCUACACCAUCACCAAUUCCUUUUGAUUCCCAAAACUCUGACGAAGUCUCGCAGAUUGUGAGGAAAGGUGCUGAUCACGAUAUUGUUGAUGAAUGUGGGGCACCUUCUUCACUAUAUGUGGCUGAAGAUGUCAAUACUGAACCCGUGGACUUUGAAAGCAAUGGAGUUUUGUGGCUUCCACCAGAGCCGGAAGAUGAAGAAGAUGAAAGAGAAGCACUUCUCUUUGAGGAUGACGAUGAUGAUGGGGAUGGUGCUGGAGAAUGGGGAUACCUACGCAAUUCAAGUAGCUUUGGGAGUGGGGAGUUUCGAAGUAGGGACAGAUCAAAUGAGGAGCACAAGAAAGUUAUGAAGAACGUGGUCGAAGGUCACUUUAGGGCUUUGGUAGCGCAGCUCUUGCAGGUGGAGAAUCUGCUGCCAGAGGCAGUAAAUGACAAAGAAAGUUGGUUGGAAAUAAUUACAGCCUUGUCAUGGGAGGCUGCCACAUUGUUAAAGCCAGACACAAGCCAGGGUGGGCAAAUGGACCCAGGGGGGUACGUAAAAGUGAAAUGUCUAGCAUCGGGGCUUCGAAGCGAGAGUUCCGUCGUCAAAGGAAUUGUCUGCAAGAAAAAUGUGGCUCAUCGACGGAUGACAUCAAAGAUAGAGAAACCACGUCUGCUGAUCCUUGGGGGUGCUCUCGAGUAUCAGAGGAUUUCAAAUGCUCUUUCAAGCUUUGAUACUUUGUUGCAACAGGAAACGGAUCAUCUUAAGAUGGCUGUUGCAAAGAUAGAUGCACAUAAUCCUGACAUUCUUCUGGUGGAGAAAUCUGUUUCAAGAUAUGCCCAGGAGUACCUUCUUGCAAAAGAUAUAUCACUCGUGCUAAAUAUUAAAAAGCCACUUUUGGAGCGGAUAGCCCGCUGCACUGGUGCUCAAAUUGUUCCUUCUAUCGAUCAUCUAUCAUCACAGAAGCUAGGAUAUUGUGAUAUGUUCCAUGUAGAGAAAUUUCAAGAAGAGCAUGGCUCUGCGUGUCAGGCUGGAAAGAGACUGGUGAAGACACUAAUGUUUUUUGAAGGCUGUCCAAAGCCAUUAGGUUUCACGAUAUUACUUCGUGGCGCCAGUGGGGAUGAGUUGAAGAAAGUGAAGCAUGUCGUACAGUAUGGAGUCUUUGCAGCUUAUCAUCUGGCUCUGGAGACAUCUUUUCUUGCCGACGAAGGUGCCUCCCUGCCGGAAUUUCCUUUGAAUUCUCCGAUUAAUGUGGCACUUCCAGAGAAGGCAUCAUUGAUUGAUAGGUCCAUCUCAGUUGUGUCUGGUUUCAUGGCCCCAGCUGGUGAAAAAUUACCCGGGCCUCAAUCUGUUGGUGAACCAUUGAGGACGAGCAGUGUGCCCACUUCAGAUUCGAUGAAGGCAACAAUCACACCUGUUCAAGGGAAUGAAUGUUUAGAAGCAUCUAACCUCCGUGCUCCCAUGAGACCUCAUCCUUCCCUUGUCUCGUCCACUGUACAAGAUUUUCCGCAUUCUACCUUGACUGAGGGCUUUAGUCGCGAUGCCUCAGAAGAUCGUGGGUUUGCGGAUUUGUCGUUGUCUUCAGAGCCUCAAGUUUUUGAAAAAGACACAGGUGCUGCUACAGGGAGUUGCUACGUCUCUGGUGAUUUUGGCACCUCAGACACAAAAAUCAUGCAAAGCGAUCAUCGUCAAAUUGAUUCCAGCAGUAGUGUUACGGAUCCAUCGUCUUUGCAGCCUGAUGGAAAGCAAAUCCGCGAGGAACAGCCUGCUUCAAAAGAAGAGUUUCCGCCUUCUCCUUCUGACCAUCGAAGCAUCCUUGUCUCGUUGUCGUCACGAUGUGUAUGGAAGGGCACUGUAUGUGAAAGAUCCCAUCUGUUUCGAAUAAAAUAUUACGGUAACUUUGAUAAGCCUUUGGGUCGUUUUCUACGGGAUCAUUUAUUUGAUCAGAAUUAUGUAUGCCGCUCAUGUGAGAUGCCUGCCGAAGCUCAUGUGCAGUGUUAUACGCACAGACAAGGUACUCUUACAAUAUCUGUAAAGAAGCUGCCUGAAAUUAUUCUACCUGGGGAAAAGGAUGGAAAGAUCUGGAUGUGGCACCGUUGCUUGAGAUGUCCUAGAGCUAAUGGAUUCCCACCCGCAACUAGAAGGAUUGUGAUGUCCGAUGCUGCUUGGGGAUUGUCUUUUGGAAAGUUCUUGGAGCUAAGCUUUUCAAACCAUGCAGCUGCUAGCAGAGUGGCAAGCUGUGGCCAUUCUUUACAUAGAGACUGUCUUCGAUUUUAUGGGUCUGGAAAAAUGGUUGCUUGCUUUCGUUAUGCAUCAAUUGACGUUCAUUCAGUGUACCUACCUCCCCAUAAACUUGAUUUCAGCUAUGAAAGCCAGGAGUGGAUAGAAAGAGAACUGAAUGAGGUGGUUGGGCGAGCUGAGCUUUUGUUCUCUGAGGUGCUUAAUGCUCUUCGGCUUCUGGUUGAAAGAAAAUCUGCCCAAGGUAUGGUCAGCAGCGGCACCAACUUUUCUGAAUCGAAACGCUUGAUUUCAGAUCUUGAGGGUAUGCUGCAGAAAGAGAAGUCGGAAUUUGAGGAAACACUUGAGAAAAUUUUGAAGAAGGAGGUAAAAAAGGGCCAACCUGCCAUUGAUGUUCUCGAGCUCAAUCGGCUCCGCAGGCAACUAGUCUUCCAGUCUUAUAUGUGGGACCAACGCCUGAUACACGCCGCCAGCCAAGAUGUUAAGAAUCAACCAAAUGUCAUGGAAGUUACACCUUCAGAGUCGACGGUGAAACUUCUCGAUGGUAUUUUGAAAGUCCCUGAUAUAAGUUCUCCAAUUAAGACACGUUUGGGUAAUCUUGAAAAUAGCGGUGUGGAUGCAAAGACUAAUCAAAAUCCCGACCAUGGUGCCAGCCUUACCCUGAACAAUGAAAUUGAGGAUAGAAAACCUGAUGUAAUUCUCAGCCCCACUCUUCAAAAUCUAAGCCCGGCAGCUCCUGCUUGUGAGAUGAAGCCCACAGAUGAAUCUGAUCCAUUGGUUUCUGGCGUAAAUGUCCGUAGGGCCUUCUCUGAUGGUCAAGAUUCUAUUUGUUUGUCGCAAACCCUUGACUCGGCAUGGACCGGCCAAAGUCACACAGGAACCGCGAUUCCCAAGAAUAAGAGUUUCUCCGAAUCAGUCGAAGUAGAUACCCUAUCCACCCUCAGGUUAUCAAACAAGUUAGAAGUGGAAGACCACAUAGAGGACUUAAGCCUACCUAAGGCGCCUCCUCAGUCUCCUUCUGUUUCAUCUGCCAAAAGCUCCGAGAAUUUGGAAGACACUGUAAGCUGGUUGAGUAUGCCAUUUGUGAGUUUUUACCGAUCGAUAAAUAAAAAUUUUGUAGGACCAGCUGAGAAAUUGAACACGCUGGGCGAAUACAAUCCAAUGUACAUUUCAUCAUUUCGGGAUUCUGAACUCCAGGGUGGGGCCCGCUUGCUCCUGCCCGUGGGAGUCAACGAAACUGUUAUUCCUGUGUACGAUGAUGAGCCCACGAGUAUCAUUUCUUAUGCGCUUGUUUCGCCCGAUUAUUUUGCCCAGCUGUCUGAUGAACAACCCGACAGGGUCAAAGACUCUUCAGACUCUACAUUUUCUUCUCAGCAUUUUGAUGUUGGGAGUUUUCCUUCAUUUAAUUCUCUGGACGAGAUGAUGUUGGAGUCAUACAGGAGCCUUGGAUCCGGAGACGAGAGCAUGCUAACAUCUUUAACAAGCUCCCGUAGUUCUUUGCCUAUGGAUCCACUGUCUUAUACAAAGGCCUUGCAUGCCAGAGUGUCCUUCUCGGACGAGGGACCCCAUGGGAAGGCCAAGGUUUUGUCCAUCAAUAUAAGCUGCUGUGAUCGUUGUCCAGAGAAAUUGAAGCAAAAAUUAUUGAAAAUGCCUGGGGUGGACUCGAUCUCCAUCAACGUGGAGAAAAACUUGGUCUUUGUCGAGGGCCCGGUGGACCCCAUGACCCUCCUCAACAAAGUAGCGAGAUUCGGAAAACCGGUCCAACUCCUCCCGAACGACAACUACCGAUCGAACAACAACAACAACAACAACAACAAUCGGCGCCACGGACGAGAUUGCUUCGCGGACCCCACCGGGCCCCACCCCGACGAAACCAGAAGGAGGGCAAAAGAUCGGGGAGAAGAAGAAACGGGACAGAACGAGCCUCACAAAUGCGAGGCGUACGAGCCGCCCAAAGUCGACGAGAGGGUUUGUCGUGAUUUCUUCUGCAAGAUCCACCCGAGGUCCCGAUCGAUGGUGGAUAAGGUGUCGGGCCACAACUCGCUCUAUGGGGGCUUGCCCUUUUUUGGCUUCGGUGGGUCCCACCCGAACGACGGGAGCAUGUACCAUGACCCACAGGGUUUCGGGUACAACCAGCCUCCGAUGUACGGGUACGCCCGGCCACCGAGUAGGGUUCAACAUCCGUUUAGUUUUUAA